ACUGUCACGCCCGUUAAAAGGGAGGUUCAGAAUGAGCGAACCGUCCUCCAGUAACACACUUCAACUGUUGCAGCUGCCCGGAAAGCUAGUUUUAGACAACUGACUAGCCGUAGCCAGUGGUAAACAGCGAACCGUUGAUUUGCUUAUGUAUUUAGCUACGGCAUUUUAAAAGUUAGCUGUCCUAGCCAGCGCAUAAGCAGCAAGAGGAGGGGAAUUUACUGAAACUUGCAGAGUAGAGAUGGAUGGAGACGACUGCAAUUUUCCUCCAGAUUCAUCGGAUGAUCACUCGCAAAGAGGAAGUGUUGCUUCUUCCGCAACACUGUCCCGUGCUCAAGAUGUGCUUGUAUACAUCUGUGGUGACAGCGCAGUACACUUAACAGUAGAAGGACUCUGCAGCGUGUCUGUGCAGGAGUUGGGCCGCAGUGUUCGCGAGGCUCUCCAUAUUCCUGAGUCUGCACAGGAUGCUUUCGCCUUCUGGCUUUGUUCUCCACUGCUCGAAUUGCAGUUAAAGGCAAGGCAUCAACCAUACAAACUGUGUCGGCAGUGGCAGGACUUGCUGUAUCGCUUCACUGAGGCCUCGGAGGAAGACAUCUCACAAGAUGAACCAUGUCUCCAGUACCGCCGGAACGUCUUCUAUCCUAAAUCUAAAGAGCUGCAGAUCGAUGACGAGGGAGUGCUGAGGCUUCUGUACGAGGAGGCCAGGGGCAACAUUCUCACAGGCCGAUACCCCUGCGACCCCGAGCACUGGGCGGGUCUCGGAGCCUUGUCUCUCGCUCUCGAUGAGGGAACUGGUCUUGACGGGCAACAGUUUAGCACUACUAUAAGAAAGAAGAAGCUGUCUUCUCUUCUGCCUGCUCAUGUUGCCAUGGGGAGUGGAGGUUUGCUCUCCACUCUGAGAGGGAAGUUGAGCCGUCAGACGGGCCUUGAGCAGAACCUAAUGGCGGAGUACCGAAAGAUCAGCACACCCGCUGGGAACUCUCCUGAGCCCACGCAGCUCCUGCACCAGUACCUCAACACAUGUCACUCUCUGCCUUACUACGGGUGCGCUUUCUUCUUUGGGGAGAUCGACAAACCAGUGCAAGGGAUUCUCCAAAGGGCCAAACGCAAAGCUGUCAGUGUCGGGAUCUGCCUGGAGGGAGUUUAUGUGAUGGAUGUCAAAGAGAAGCAUGUGCUGCUCGGCCUGCAAUUCAACGAGCUUUCCUGGGACCACAGCUACCCCGAGGAGCAGGGGGACUCGCACAUUCUGUGGCUGGAGUUCGAUGGAGAUGAAGACGGCACUCCUGUCAACAAGUUGCUGAAGAUCAGCUCUGCCCCGUGCCUCUCGAAGACCAAACCUGAACACUGUACACUGAGAUUUAAAGAGAGAGACUCGACACAUAACUGAUAAUAUAUGAACAUGCAAAGGACCAAGCGAGGGAUCCAAGUGUGAGUGGCGAUAUUUAUCUUUUGACGUUGUGUGUGUGUGUGUAUUAAGAGAGUACAGUAAUGUGAAAAACAAAAUGAUCUAUUAACCCCGUAUGCUUCCAAGGUUGAACUGAAGUGGCUGUUCAUUAAAUGGCCUUACGUAAAGAAAAUAUAGCGUUCUCUGAGCACCAUAUGAUGGACCUCCAUGUGUCUGAGACGAGCCUUACAGAAAUCUAUAGACUCCAAGUGUAUGAUAUCUCAUGACGGUCUUUACCCUUCUGCAGCACUCUGGAGCUGUUAAAACGAUGUUAAACCUCAUUCGAGUAUAACUACUGCAUUACCUCUUUCUACUCUUAUAACAAACAUGUUGUAAGAGUAACCACAAGCUCUUUACCGUCAUCAUGACAAACACUUUCAGGGGACGAUCUUAAGGGGCGUGUUCCCCCCUAUUCUGCGUUUUCAAGCUGCCGGUGCCUUGUUCUCAUCAAAGGGUGAAGACACUUAGGAAAAGCACUGGUAGAAAGGAUAAAGGGUUGGUGUUACUGAGCAGAGCGAGUCCGUAUGGGAGCACGUUCUCUGUGUUGUGGAAGUUUCUUGUGAGUACAUGCUUUUAAGAGAUAAUUAAUGUUUGAGGAUAUUUGCAGCUGGUUAUCGUGGAGAGAAAGUGCAGUUGGGACAUCGCACAAAAAUAAUUCUGCUGGGAUUUUCAUUUGUUAAAAGGGAUUCAAGUCGUCAUUGGGGAGCAUGAAUUUAUUUGCACCAAUAAAAUAGUCAAAUUAGAGUCAAGAACCACUCAAACCAUACAGUACAAUUAGUAAGAUUAAUCGUCUAGCAAUUUAGAGAUCAUACCAAGCUCUUAUUUCUCCCACUGAAAGGUUAGCGUUUCAUAUUCAAAGUGUAACUUCCAAUUAGAAAAAGUAACAUCCACGCACAGGUCUUGACUUGACUUUAACUUGCUUGGUCAGACCUGAUCAGCAAAGUAAAACUGAUGCAAUACAGUCCUUGUGCAACUUCUAACACGAGCGAUAGAAGAAGAAAAAAAGAUUCUUCCGUUAUCAGCACUACUUUUACUGACUGACUCGUAAACAACUUUGACAAACUCAAACUGUAGCCUAUAAGUUCUGGUUAGCCAUUUGAAAUGAUUUUUUUCCUUGCAAGCACAAUCAUGGUUGACCUUAUUUGGGAAAAAAAAAAAAAAAAAGACGAAAACUGUCUUUGUAUAAAAGUGUUGUUGACGUCUGUUUUCAGCAUUUUUCGGGGGGGGUUUAAUAAUAAUAAUAAUAGAACCCUUUUCUCAACCGUUAGGGAAGAUAUCUGCUUCACUGGACAAGACUAUGUGCCAACCAAGAACUUUUGUCUACACUGUUCAAAUCUCAGUCUGUACACCAAAGCAAGCCUCUCAAACGUGCUGCAUUACAGUAUGCUACCGUAAUGCUCCAGACAAAGAGUUCCUGUCUUAGCUGUACAUUUAACAAACAAGUUCACCUCACUAAUGGCCAUUUAUUAAUCUGCCUUCCACUGAUUUGAGAUACGGAGGUGUCGUUUAUUCUUCCUGAUUCUCCUGAGCAUGCAAACUGCAGAAUAUUUUUACUUUUCUACGCUUGGACUCGUUAUACGUCAGCUACCGUCUGUAACCUAACUGCAGCCGUCCAAUAUAUUGUUGCUAACUUAACACUAUGCAUGUCACAAUGUAGAAUAGGCAUUCCACAUCAGACUACACAUCGUGUGAUACUGCACUAUUGAUACUAACACACUGUUUAUGAACCUGUUUUUGUAUCGUUUGUUCGCUUUUAUGAGAGAAUAUUUUUUAUUUCAUUUUCAAAUAGUCGUUGGUGUCCGUGUACACAACAAUGAAAUGAAGACGUAGGUCAUUGAAAGCAUUAUCUCCUCAUGGAAUCACUUUGCAGAAGCAUCAAAGUGCCUUUUUUGUUUGUACUGAGUGGGCAUCUGAAUGACUGUUUUGGGGCUUGGAAACCAAGAAUGGACAGUUUUUGUUAUUACGGUGGUUUGAGAAAAGUAUUUGUGUUUUGUAAUGCAUUUCCCACAUUUUCAGAGCAUUCAUUUCAUUCUCAAUAGCUGGUGUGUGUGUGUGUGUGUGUGUGUGUAUUGAUAAACUAGAUCACUGGGCUGCUGUUGAACAGUGCAUUGUGGUUCCUUUCAAUGGAGUGGUCAGUCUGCCUUCAUUCAAAUAUGUCUUUUUCUUUUUUUAAAUAAACGGAUGCAAAGUGGGCCUAA
Messenger RNA from Anarrhichthys ocellatus (wolf-eel), 3639 nucleotides. It is a transcript of the gene frmd8, whose product is annotated as FERM domain containing 8. Lineage: Eukaryota; Metazoa; Chordata; Actinopteri; Perciformes; Anarhichadidae. The record is from RefSeq and is a predicted model, not a curated record. The transcript is spliced from 10 exons. Gene Ontology annotation, cellular component: plasma membrane; cytoskeleton. The coding region runs from base 239 to 1384 and encodes 381 amino acids. Gene Ontology annotation, biological process: negative regulation of canonical Wnt signaling pathway.